AUGGACGAUAAUGGUGACAGAGACAUGGAUUUUGUUAUCAAAAACAUUCGUCGAGGACAACAAGUCACGGUUGGCUACUACAACUCCAGUUCGGACCAGGUGGUAUUUACUGACGGUGUAACUAUAGUGUGGCCUGGUGGCGACACCAAGGUGCCGGCGGGGCUGCCGGAAUGUGGCUGGAAGGACGAAAAAUGUCAGGCAAACAACACUAUUUCCAUUGCAAUUGGAGUCACCUUUGCCGCCAUCUUUGUAGCCAUAUUCAUAUCAGCGUCUAUUGCCUACCUGAUCAAAAGCAGACGACAGCAGCAGCAGAUGCAGAGCAUGACAUGGCGAAUUUCCAGCGAAGAACUCAAGAUGGGUGCCAGAAAACCUAUUAACUUCGGGAGCCGCAUCAGCAAGUCAACCAUAGACUCCACGGGGAAGUCGAUGGUCUCCAUGGGAACAGAGGGUUCCGAUAUAUCCUUCCAGAACCAGCUGUUUACCUCAGUAUCCAUGUUCCGGGGGUCCAUGGUAGCCAUCAAACCCAUACACAAGCUCUACGUUGCCGUCACUGACGCACUUAUCCAGGAGAUUAACGCUAUUCGAAGUUUACGUCACUUCAACGUGAAUCAGUUGGUAGGGGCUUGCAUAGAGCCUCAGAAGAUCGUUAUUGUGUCUCACUACUGUGGGAGAGGCAGUCUCUCCGAUGUGCUGGAAAAUGAGCGAAUAAAACUUGACUGGAUCUUCAAAAUAGCCUUCGCCGCAGACAUCGCACACGGAAUGGCUUUCAUUCAUGACUCACCCGUCGAAUGUCAUGGGCGGCUCAAAUCCUCUAACGUUUUCAUCGACAGUCAUUGGACCUGUAAGAUUGGAGAUUUUGCCAUGCCUAACUUUAGAGAAGGCGAAAAGCCCCCUAACAAUGGAAAACACGCAGAGUUUUAUCAACUGUUGUGGACAGCCCCGGAGCUUCUCAGGGAUCGUGCUAUCUGUGACAAAGGAACGAAGAAGGGGGACGUGUAUUCUUUCUCCAUAAUAAUGCAGGAGAUCGUCAUGAGAACUGGUCCAUACGCCAACUCGUCCGCAGACCCACAAGAAAUUAUAGAAAGGGUUAAGAAGGCGGAGCACCCUUGGUUCCGGCCCACAGUGCCGUCCACAGCCGCCGAAGAGAGUGUCCUUGAUCUCAUGAGAAUCUGCUGGGAGGAAAUCCCCGCUUUCCGUCCAAAUUUUGUGACCAUCCGAGAUACACUGAAGAAAUUGAACAAUGGGCAUAAGAUCAACCUUGUUGACCAAAUGGUACACAUGAUGGAGAAGUACGCGGACCAUUUGGAGGAACUAGUGGAAGAGAGAACCACACAGCUAGCCGAGGAGCAGAAAAAGACAGAAGAACUCCUGUGUAGAAUGCUGCCAAAAAAAAUUACAGCAGACUUAAAGCUGGGCAAACAUGUGCCUCCUGAGACGUUUGAAUGUGUCACCAUCUUCUUCAGUGAUAUUGUCGGAUUUACUGCCUUAGCCCAUGACAGCACACCCCUUGAGGUGGUAGAUUUUCUCAACGACUUGUACACGUGUUUUGAUACAGUAAUAGACACGUAUGACGUUUACAAGGUGGAAACGAUAGGGGACGCGUACAUGGUGGUCAGCGGCCUGCCUGUCAGGAACGGCAUCAGACAUGCCGGAGAGAUCGCUACCAUGGCACUGGAUCUCCUCAGCUCGGUGGUUAAUUUCAGAAUACGACAUAGGCCUGAAAAACAGUUACAGCUCCGGAUCGGGGUUCACAGCGGACCCGCUGUAGCAGGCGUUGUGGGUUUAAAAAUGCCACGGUACUGCUUGUUUGGUGACACGGUGAACUACGCCUCACGGAUGGAGUCAUCGGGCUUGGCCCUGAGAAUUCACGUCAGCCCAGAGUGUCAGGAACUGUUAGUGCAGCUCGGAAGCUUUCAUCUUACCGCCAGGGGUGAUAUUGCCAUGAAGGGUAAAGGUGUGAUCCAGACGUACUUCCUACAUGGUAAAGAAGGCUUCCACAAACCAUUACCAGACCUCGCCAAAGCGGCCAGUCUAGAAGAGCACCACUUCAAAUGA
Molecule: messenger RNA, 2055 nt
Organism: Liolophura sinensis
Lineage: Eukaryota; Metazoa; Mollusca; Polyplacophora; Chitonida; Chitonidae
Product: atrial natriuretic peptide receptor 2-like
Exons: 16
Coding region: 1-2055 (684 amino acids)
Biological process (GO): protein phosphorylation; intracellular signal transduction; cGMP biosynthetic process
Cellular component (GO): plasma membrane
Molecular function (GO): ATP binding; protein kinase activity; peptide receptor activity
Source: RefSeq, a predicted model, not a curated record